Anopheles arabiensis is the source of this 9222-nucleotide messenger RNA. RefSeq names its product ephrin type-B receptor 4b (gene Eph). Gene Ontology annotation, biological process: protein phosphorylation; axon guidance; cell surface receptor protein tyrosine kinase signaling pathway. The record is from RefSeq and is a predicted model, not a curated record. Gene Ontology annotation, cellular component: neuron projection; membrane. Lineage: Eukaryota; Metazoa; Arthropoda; Insecta; Diptera; Culicidae. The transcript has 12 exons. The coding region runs from base 1912 to 5463 and encodes 1183 amino acids. Gene Ontology annotation, molecular function: ATP binding; transmembrane-ephrin receptor activity; protein binding.
UCGCUCCGAAAUCGUUCCAGGAAUCUCAAGAUGGCGAUCUGCCGUGACGGGUAACAGAAGCGGUGCCGUGUGCGUUGUCGUCGUGUGCUUAGCUCCGCAGCCACUUGCCCAAGGAAACAGCAAAACGGUUCAUUUUCCCACCCGGCCGCCCUAGUGCGUGGGCCCCAGAGUGCAGAGUCCAGCGGUUCACGAAGCGGUGUGUUUCCACUAGCAAAAGCGUUUUCCGUCGCUAAAACGCACAGUGCACGCGACAGACAACGAAUCUCUUCCAAUCAACCUCGAUAGAGAGAGAGAGAGAGAGCGAGAGAGAGAGAGAGAGAGAGCGAGUGAGACUCAGCCCGUGAGAAGGGGCUAGAGAUUGAGAAACAAACAGAACAAAAAAAAGACACGAGAAAGAAACGGAAAACUGGGAAAGAAUAAGAAGCACCCGUCCCGUGGAGCCCCGUUUGGAUCGUUCAAGUCGUCAAGCAAGGGAUUGUAAACGCGUGCCCGCAGCAGCAGCAGCAGCAGCCCCAUUUGCGCGGUGUCCUGUCAAAACGACUGAAAACAUACCUAAGUACACACACCCAGUCACAGCACACUCUCAAUCACGUCCCAAAACCAGCGUGUGUGUGCGUGUGUGUGGUGUUGUGGGUGUCCCGGGAGGAGGGAGGCGCGUGCGCACACCAAACCCUGCCGCCGUGCUCCCCGUCGUUCGUGUGGCGGUGUUGUCCUCCGAAAAGAGAGAAGCGACACACACACGGGUGUGUAGGUGCGUGUGUGUGUGUGUGUGUGGUCCCGGUUUUUCACAAUCAAACAGCAAGGCAAACCCUGUCCGCGAUCAAUCAAAGAGCCACACAGCCAUCGGCGGUGCCAGUCGCGAUCAACAACACACAGGACGACCGCGUUCCCGAAAAGGAGCCCACACCCCUCCACUCGCACUCAUCCACCCACCCCCAACCCCCAAGUUUGCAGCUAUCUGUGCGUGUGUACGUGUGUGUGAGUAGUGUGUACGUGUGACAAGCACAGGAUGUGUUAGGCUUGGAAUUGGUGCGUUGUUUGCCGCUUCAGUGUCCGUCAUUACAGUGAUUGUGUGAUUAAGUGCUUGUGUGUGUGUGUGUGUGACGAUGAUCACACGGGAAGUGGCGGUGGAAGUGGUUGCUCGGUAAAGCAAAAAAAAAUCCCCAAAAAAAAGAAAGAAGAAGCGAAACGGUGGUGUGUGUCCGCUGGGCGGCGGAUUCUCCGUCGUGGGGUCAGUGUGUGCGUUGCGCGUGUGAAGAAAAGGUGGUGGGAGCGUUUUUUUGCCACAGCAUCAUGGCACCGGUGUCGCCGUGUGCAGCAGCGGCAGCAACAUCCACACCAUCGCGACCAUACCGUUACUGUGGCUGGGCCCGUGCCGCUACCAGUGUUGCUGCUGUCUCGCUGCCGUGCCGCAGCAGUAAGACCUUGCGCCCGUCCUGUUGUUGAGCGGUGCUGAUCUGCCACCCACACCCACCUCACUCCCACGAAAUUUCGCCCUCCCACCUCACCCCACCCCUUGGCUGGGUGGCGGCUGCUCCACGGGAGUGUGUGUGUGCGUGCGUGUGCGUGAGUUUAGUGAGUGUGAGCAGGAGGGAGAGAAAGAGAGAGAGAGAGAGAGAGAGUGUGUGAAAGCAUCAAUCAAACAUUCGGUGAGACGCCGUCCGAAAAGAAACCAUUCUUUGAGUAGACACACACGCACCUACAAGGACUAAUUUUGUGUGUGUGUGUGUGACCCCAGAGCGGAAGAUCACAUACCCUGUGACGUGGUGUGGUCCCGGUCGAGUGAUCCAUCCCGGGAAAGCGAAAAGCAAGAGCCGGGCGGGCAACAGGACGACGACGAGCCACAGUAGUUACCCGUGAACGCCGCGUGCGCGUGUGUGCUCGAACCGCCCCGCCCCUGGAACACGAAAUAUGGAGCGGUUUCUGUCGCUGCUACUGCUGUGCUACGCUCUGUACCAGAAGUUCGAUGGCGUCGUCAGCGAUCAGGUGGUAUUGCUGGACACUACGAAGGAGGCGACGCUGGAGUGGACCCGCUACCCUUACGGACCGCAGGCACAAACGCCCGGGUGGGUGGAAGAGUCGUUUACCAACUUCGUGAAGGGUAUCAACUGGCGCAGCUACGUGGUGUGCGACGUGGCGUACAACAACGUGAACAACUGGCUGUGGUCGCCGUUCAUCGACCGCGGCCCGGCCAACCGGCUGUACAUCGAGAUCCACUUCACCAUCCGCGACUGCUCGCUCUUUCCCGGCAACGCGCUGUCGUGCAAGGAAACGUUCAGCCUGCUGUUCUACGAGUUCGAUGCGGCGACGCGCGAACCGCCGCCCUGGCAGCCGGAAAGCUACAAGCUGAUCGGGCGGAUCGCGGCGGGCGAGGGCCGCUUCAACCAGAACUCGGACGUGGACAUCAACGUGGAGGUGAAGAGCAUCGCGGUGACGAAGAAGGGCGUGUACUUUGCGUUCCGCGACCAGGGCGCCUGCAUCAGCGUGCUGGCGGUGAAGGUGUACUACAUCACCUGCCCGGCGGUGACGGUCAACUUUGCGCACUUCAACGAGACGCCGACCGGGCGCGAGGUGACGAUCAUCGAGCAGCAGAUGGGCGUGUGCGUGGAGAACGCGGAAGCGUACGAAACGCCGACCUACCUGUGCAAGGGCGACGGCAAGUGGACGAUCCUGACCGGCGGGUGCCGGUGCAAGGUCGGGUACGAGCCGGACGCGGAGAAGCAGACGUGCAACGUCUGCCCGGUCGGCAAGUUCCGGUCGGCGGAGGUGCGCACCUGCACGAUCUGCCCGCUCAACUCGAAGACGAACAAGGUCGGGUCGCCGUACUGUCCGUGCCUGAGCGGGCACUAUCGGCAUCCGCGCGACGGCAAGCACAUGCCGUGCUACAAGCCGCCCGGCCCGCCCACCAACCUGACGCUGCUGUUCAUCGACCAGACGAGCGCGAUCCUGUCGUGGAACGCGCCGCAGCGGGCCGCCGACGAGCAGCUGGACAGCAAGUUCCGGAGCGACAUCGUGUUCCGGGUGCGGUGCGCCGCCUGCACGUCCAACGUCGUCUUCAACCCGUCGAGCGAAACGUUCAACGAUACGAAGCUGACGCUCACCAACCUGGAACCAGUCACGACCUACACGGUGCAGGUGCACUCGCAGCACGGCGUCUCCUACCCGAUCGUCGCCCCGGACCUGGGGGCGGGCGGCGGUUUGCACGGCGGUGGUGCGGGUGGCGCCGCCGGACUGUACGAGAACGGCAGUGCGGUGGUGGCGGGCGGCGGCAGCGGGUAUCAUGCGACCGAGCCGCCGAUGGUGGUGAUGGUCAAUGCACGGGCCGGCGGGCCCGGCUCGUCGUCCGAUCUGGACGACAUCAAGACGGAGUUUGCCGAAAUCACGUUCACCACCGAGUCGGCCAUCCUGAGCACGGUGUUUAACGUCAAAGUGGUGCAGAUCACGAACAAGGAGGUCGACCUGGUGUGGGACAAGCCGAUCCACAGCGACUCGCCGAUCGAGUACUACGAGGUGCGGUGGUUCCCCAAGUCGGAGGUGGACGCGAUGAACAAGUCCGUGCUGAGCACCAAGGAGUCGAAGGUGCACAUCGGCGACCUGCUGGAAAACACCGAGUACGGGUUCCAGGUCCGGUGCAAAACGCUCAACGGCUGGGGCACGUUCAGCAACAUCGUCUACGCCCAGACGCACCAGAGCGUCAGUCCGGUGUACGAUGACUCGUUCCAGAUGCGUAUCGUAGCGGGCACUACUGUGACCGUCGUGUUCAUUUUGGUGUUGGUGAUCGUUAUAACGGUCGUGUUCCUGCGCUCGAAGAAUCACGACGAGAUAGACAAGAAAACGAACAACCAUCUGCCCUUGCCGAUGGAUUACGCGAGCAACGAAGUUCACGCAAUGGACACGACCCCGAUAGUCAAAACGAUGAAGAGCAAUGGUGGCUCAUACGGGUAUUACCGUCAACGUCGUAAUAAUUUUGCAGUGACCACGCCGCUGUUCGGUACCAGCCGGAGCUACGUCGAUCCGCACACGUACGAGGACCCGAACCAGGCGAUACGCGAGUUUGCCCGCGAGAUAGACGCGAGCUACAUCACGAUCGAGGCCAUCAUCGGUGGCGGCGAGUUUGGGGACGUGUGCCGCGGCCGGCUGAAGGUGCCGCCGAACUUUGUGCAGGAGAUAGACGUCGCGAUCAAGACGCUCAAGCCGGGCUCGUCGGAGAAGGCGCGCUGCGACUUCCUGACCGAGGCGUCCAUCAUGGGCCAGUUCGAGCACCCGAACGUGAUCUUCCUGCAGGGCGUGGUGACGCGCUCGAACCCGGUGAUGAUCAUCACCGAGUACAUGGAGAACGGCAGCCUGGACACGUUUCUGCGCGCGAACGACGGCAAGUUCCAGACGAUACAGCUGAUCGGCAUGCUGCGCGGCAUCGCGGCCGGCAUGACCUACCUGAGCGACAUGAACUACGUGCACCGGGAUCUGGCGGCGCGGAACGUGCUGGUCAACUCGCUGCUGGUGUGCAAGAUCGCCGACUUCGGGCUGUCGCGCGAGAUCGAAAACGCGAGCGACGCGUACACGACACGGGGUGGCAAGAUACCGGUGCGCUGGACGGCGCCAGAAGCGAUCGCGUUCCGCAAGUUCACCUCCGCGUCGGACGUGUGGUCGUACGGCGUGGUACUGUGGGAGGUGAUGUCGUUCGGCGAGCGACCGUACUGGAACUGGUCGAACCAGGACGUGAUCAAGAGCAUCGAGAAGGGGUACCGGUUGCCGGCCCCGAUGGACUGCCCAGAGGCGCUCUACCAGCUGAUGCUCGACUGCUGGCAGAAGCAGCGGACGCACCGGCCCACCUUCGCCAGCAUCACGCAGACGCUCGAUAAUCUCGCGCGGCAGCCGCAGGUCCUGCUGACGACGCGCAACUCGCCGGACAACCCGGUCGCCCGCAUGGGCACGGCGGCCGGCGGCGUCGGCGACGAUCUCACGCAGGAAAUGCUGGCGGCGGCGGCGGCGGCAGCUGCCGCAGCAGCAGCAGCGGCCGCCGGUAGCGGCGGUAUGGUCGGCGUGAUGGGUGGCAGCUCCCAGCAGCAGCAGCAGCUACAGCAGCAGCAACAGCAGCAGCAGCGAGCCGCCACACUGAUGAUGGGUGGCGGCAGUGGCACCAGCGAGCGCGUGCUCAACACCGGCAGCAGCAUGACGAACGUGCCCGGCUCGAUGGGCACGCUCGGCUCGACGGUGGGCGGGCUGAGCAACACCGGCACGAUGUCCGGGCCCGGCAAUCCGGGCAUCUUCAUCAGCACCGACCUGUGGCUGGAGGGCAUCAAGAUGUCGCGCUACUCGCAACACUUUAAGGAGGCAGGUCUCGUCACGGCCCAGCAGCUUUCGCGGCUAACGGCUCAGCAGCUCAGCGACAUGGGCAUCACGCUGGUCGGGCACCAGAAGAAAAUACUCCACCAGGCCCGGCAGAUCGAUACCAUCAUCUAAAGGCGCGCAUCCAGCAAACCGUUACACACCACCACACACAAACACACACACACAAACACAGUUCCAGACCGAUCAUUCCGUGCCCGCGCGCGCACACACACACACACAGAACCCAACGGGGGAAGAGCAAACCGCAGUAAAGCGGGCGACGGGACGGAGCACCACGUUCACAGGGACUCAAGCACACUCAUAGGACGUUGUUAAAAUAGGGUCGCUGCAAGCAAGUGCACAGCGCGCAUGGAAUCCAUUUUCUAUCAAAGCGAUGUUAAUUUUUGCAAAUUCCAUGAACUCUUUAGUGGAGCUGCUCUAUGCUGUUUUAUGCUUUUAUUUUAUGCGAAGCUCGAAUUUUAGCGUUACCUUAUUGUGUGGUCGGAUACCCAAAGGUUCUACUCAUGGAUGUCUGUAGCAUUUGUAUUUUUUGAGUAAUAUUUUUGCUUCUUCAUAUUGAUUGAAGUUCUUAAAUUUGUAUUACGAAAAUUAAUUGCCGUUUAUUUAAUCAAAGUGUAAAUGUUAAACGUAUUAUGAAGUUGAAAAAAAUUCUGCGUAUCCAUGACAGUACCAUUAAAAAAAGAAGAAAAAAAAAUCAUUUUAUUCAUGAUCCAAAUCAACCUUCCAAUACAGGGUUUUCCAUGAGUUCUAAUAGUUGUGGGACACUUCCUAGACUCUUUCUUAUAGGAAGUGAACUUCAUAUGAUGGAAAUUGGACUAUAUGGCACCCUGUUUGAAAUUCCUAUUGGAUUUGUCGGACAAGGGUGCUAUAGAUUCCACUUCACCUUAGAUUAAGUUCAUUUCAAGUAAGAAGGAGCCAACAAAGUAUCCCACAGCUAUGAGAACCCCUGGAAAAGCCUGUAAGUACAUUAAGUAGAGAAACAUCAACACGGCAGCAGCCGCCAGCAGAGCAAUCAGGGAAGUAGGUGUAGGUAACAUCGUUUUGAUAAGAAGAUUCGAUUGUCAUCCGCCAGGGGAACGCGCAAUUUUGGCGCGAACGAAUACUCACAUCAUCCAACGACACGAAUACUCACAAACCUCAGCUCUCAGCAGGAUCGGCGACCCAAACAAGGCGCCCAUCCUGUUUCUAGCCAUAUAUAUAAAUGUGUAUAAAAUAAGAACGACGACUGCGAGCCAGCGAUCGUGGUGUGAUUGUGCCCUACUUAACCCCCCCCCUCCCUCCGCGCCCGCAGCCUACUUCAAAAUGCGGGCGGCAAAGUGGUGGUGCGUGUGUGCGGGCGGCUUAGUUUUGUUUUCCAUUUUAAUGUUUUAUCUUACACGGGAUUGUUUCUUUUUCUCUGUCCACUCCGUUACAAACGGCCGCCAGGGCCAACCGCAUUUAUAGUUACGGAAAAAUAGCUACGCCGAGCCCCGACAAGCGUAUUUCGCAUUUAAUAUGAAACAUAAAGAAGAAGGAGAAGAAGAAGAAAAACAAAAAAAAAAACUGAUAGACAAGUGAGAGUCGUAGCAGGUAGCAUCCCUCGACCGCUCGAUGCACAGGCCCGAUGGGGGAGGACGUUUAAGUUUUUUUUUUUUAACACAAAGCGAAAAGGCUGCUGCUGUCCUUUGUCUUGUUCUGUGUUCUUUCGUUUUUCUUUCUUUUUUUUCUCUUUGUUUUAGUUUUUGUUCAAACUAGUACGUGCUCUCAGUGAACUUGUGUUACUUAAGCGUUGGCAUUUUUUUAUUUUAAAUUAUACCUACUUAUACAUAUAUAUAUAUAUAUAUACAUAUACAUACACAUAUACAUAUUAGCUGGUAUUCGAAGUCCUUUUGCAAUAGCAAAAAAACAAACAAACAAACAAAAACCCAUUGCGGACAGAGACUGACUUCACUGACUGAGGGGAAGGUGUAGAAGAAGACGAUGGAACGAUGGGGAAGCGUGUGUACUAUAUUUUUUAGUAGUGGAGUGGAAUAACAGGCUGGAAACGAAGAAGGGAAGGGAAAGAAGUUGUGCGAGAGAGUAGUUUUAGCCUGCGAGGUGGGGUGCAACCGGUGAGAGCAGAUAUGAACAGUAACAGUAUGACAACGUGGACGUGUGUGACUGGAGGAAGGAAGGAGUAGAGGGAAGCCAUGUUAUCAGAGAGAGAGAGAGAGAGAGAGAGGGAGAGAAUGAUAGAGAGAGAAAGAGAGCGAGAGGGGAAGGUGGUUACAUCAACAAUGUGAUUUUUAUACUCUGUAGUAAUUAGGUAGUCGGCUUUUAAUUUCAGAAUAUUAUUUUUUGUUUUUUAUUUUAAAUGUUAGUUUCGUAAGCGCCCGCCGAACAACAAACAAGCAAAACAAGAAGAACAGAAUGGUGUGUCGCCUCUCACACCCCACCCCCUGUGCGCUUUCGGGUGGUCUCGGGAGCGCUACAUCAGUGACCAGUGAUUGCCAGGGUUGUCGCCCAGGACCCACACCCCGUGUUUGUUUUGUUUUCUUUGCUCACACGCUCACAAUGCUGUGUCGAUGAGGUUUCUGGCGCGUUUGAACAGCGCCCGACAUCUUGGAGAGGGGAGAAAAAUGAAAUUUGGGGGAAAAAACAACCAAUCCCGCACAGGGGGCGAUGGGAGCGCCUUCCCAUUUGCGCAUUUUCGUUGUGUAUAGAAGCAUAUGUGCAUGUAUUUUAACACCCCUUUUUUAAACUGUAUUUUUUAUACGCAUUUUAAAUAUAAAUAUAUGUAAUUCCAGGCAAAGAAAUGCUGCCACUGCGCGAGAAUAGGGGGAAGGGACGCAUCUCGAUUACACACAUUCAAACAAUCUGUUUUACACCGAAUCAGUGAGAAACACGAUCAUCUAGGCGGAUGGGGUUAAGGGUAGGAGUAAAGUGGGUAAAGUGGGUGGUUUUUGCUACACGCGAGACGUUGCUUGUGGGGUUUCUUGUCGUGUAAGGAAUAGCUUAAUUGUUCAUUUGUGGACCCCCCACGCCUCUGUGGGAGCGAGAAAGAGAGGAUUCCAAACGGGAGGACAAACUGUUACCUUCCGAACAGUUGCUCGUUUGGUACCACCGACCCCUCCAUUCCCCCCACCUCUUUCGCAAUCCAAUUCAGUGAUUAUGCCCAACAAUCGUAGCGUACGCAACACAUAUCUCCGGAAGUUAAAUGGUCCGCAUUGGUUUAUAUGUUUGUUCGUUUCGGUUCGGGAGGAGCAAAGAAACACAGCAAAACUGAGAGGAAGAGGGGAUGGCGGGCGUGUCGAACGAUGCUGCGAAUUUCGGUACAGGAAAUAUUUAAUUUAAAAAGACCCGCCGAGGAGGGAAAUCACGGUCAGAGGCAGUAGACGUGCGUAGGAAAAAGAAGAAGAAAAUCACACAACAAACACACAGGUGAAACAAAAGGAAGAAGAAAAAAAGACACUCACACAUACACGCAUUUAAUGGUAAAACGAACGAACUGCGCAAUAGUGUAAAAUAACAAUCAUAAUAGUGGUUUCGUUAAUGACGUCAGAUAAGAUUGAAUAUUAAUAUAAAGGAUAGCAAAAAAACGAGUAAAGGCAGAAGAGAGAGACAGACACAGAGACGGCACAGAUUUGGACCUAUAUAUAUAUCCCCCGGAUGCUGGUAGCGUUGGGAAACGGGCCAAGCAAGCGAAACAAAUAAACAACAACCCAAACAAAAAACAAAUAUAUACCGAACACAUAAACACAGACAAACUACAGCAAAAACGAAUAGCCUGUAAAUAAGGAAUAGUAAUACAAGAACGAGAAGAACAACAAAACAAAACAAUGAAUCUGUAUUUGAAUUAGUCGUUAAACAUGACAGCAAAAAUAAACAAAAUCAGAGCAUAAGAAAGAUAAA